This is a messenger RNA of Chondrus crispus (carragheen), 550 nucleotides long. RefSeq lists its product as hypothetical. The transcript has 3 exons. NCBI's taxonomy places the organism in Eukaryota, Rhodophyta, Florideophyceae, Gigartinales, Gigartinaceae. Bases 110 to 550 code for a protein of 146 amino acids. The record is from RefSeq and is a predicted model, not a curated record.
CACCUGCCUCUUUCACGUUCGCUUUUCGUCAUCCUUCAUCGUUCUUCCGAACUUUUUCUUCGCACCUGCCCCUUACCACCCAGCUCCACCCAGCUCUAUCCUUCUUAAAAUGGCGUUCAUCUCCGCAACCCCCAUCCUGGCAUCAAGCGUCCGUUACUCCCGAGCGGCAUGCACCGUCCGACCUGCUGCCCUUUCCUCCUUCACAGGUCAGCGCGCUGUGCUUCGCGCGUCCACCCCCGCUACUAACACCCCACGCAUGGGUUUCGAGAUCUCGGAGGGUGUAGAAUUCAAGCUGGACUUGACCAUCCUGAUUCUCGCUAUCGUCGGAUGGGUCGUUCCCUCGUCGAUCCCAGCUGGCAUUCCGCUCACCGAGGGAAGCGGCCUCACCCAGGCCUUCUUCGCCUCCAUGAACGCCAACCUCGCCAACUUUCCCAAGGGCCCCGCUGGUGACGACCCCUUCUGGACUCUUCUCUUCCUUUGGCACACCGGGUUAUUCGCAUGCAUGAUCUUCGGUACCAUUGGUUACAACUCCCGCAAAGUGCAGUCCUAG